UCAGCAGCAAAAGCUCCCCGGCUCGUGUAGACCUGGCUGAAGUCGGGCUUGGUCCCCUCAUGGGCGAAACUUGGUGCCUGAAUGCGAUGGGACGUGUGUGUGCAAUGCGUGUGCCAAGUGAGGAGAGGGGCAAGGCGGAAGAAUAAGGUGUGGAUGGUGAGGGGGAGACGGGAGUUGUAUAAAAUCAUGACAUGUGCUGCCGCCGUGGAAGUGUGGUCGCCGCCGUCUCCAACCCGUCCAUCUAGACAUUGCCGGGCAGACAAGCCAACAUUUGAUUGACUCCCCCAAAAGUAGCAGAAAAGAAGACAAAAGCACACAAAGGCCCCAAAAUGGCUCCCCUCAUCACGCACCUCUACACGGCCGACCCGUCGGCGCACGUAUUCAACGGCAAGAUCUACAUCUACCCCUCGCACGACCGCGAGACGGACAUCAAGUUCAACGACAACGGCGACCAGUACGACAUGGCCGACUACCACGUCUUCUCGACCGAGUCGCUGGACCCGCCCGCGCCCGUCGUCGUCGACCACGGCCUGGCCCUGCGCGCCGAGGACGUGCCGUGGGUGUCCAAGCAGCUCUGGGCCCCGGACGCGGCCACGCGCGACGGCAAGUACUACCUCUACUUCCCGGCCCGCGACAAGCAGGGCAUCUUCCGCAUCGGCGUCGCCGUCGCCGACUCGCCCGAGGGGCCCUUUGCGCCGGACCCGGAGCCCAUCCGGGGGUCGUACAGCAUCGACCCGGCCGUCUUUGUCGACGACGGCGACGACGGCGACGACGGCCACGCCUACAUGUACUUUGGCGGCCUCUGGGGCGGCCAGCUGCAGUGCUACCAGGGCGGCAACGACGACGUCUUUGAUGCCUCCAUGCAGGGGCCCAAGGAGCCCUCGGGCGCCGGCGUGCACGCCCUGGGCCCGCGGGUGGCGCGCCUGACGCGCGACAUGCGCCAGCUAGACGAGGAGGUGCGCGAGGUGGACAUACUGGCGCCCGAGACGAAGGACAAAAUCCUGGCCGACGACCACGACCGCCGCUUCUUCGAGGCCGCGUGGAUGCACAAGUACCGCGGCAGGUACUACUUCUCCUACUCGACGGGCGACACGCACUACCUGUGCUACGCCGUCGGUGACAAUCCCUACGGGCCCUUCACCUACGGCGGCCGCAUCCUCGAGCCAGUCCUGGGCUGGACCACGCACCACUCCAUCGUCGAGUUCAAGGCCAGGUGGUACCUUUUCCACCACGACUGCGAGCUAAGCAAGGGCGUCGACCACCUGCGAUCCGUCAAGGUAUGCGAGAUCUUUUACGACAAGGAGGGCAAGAUUUCGACGGAGAAGCCGGCCGAGUGAGGUGGCGAACUUUUGGAUGGUCGAUCGAUCGAGUUGGUUGAUUACAGCCAGGCCUGUCUGUCUUGCCUGUUUGCCUAGUCUGUUUGCCCUAGUGACAAUGGCGGCAAAUGAAUGUGUACAAAGGAAUAAGAGAUACAUUGUCGUUCCAGUCCUCCCAGUCACCGGUUCUGUACAAAGGAAUAAGAAAUACAUUGUCGUUCCAGUCC
Molecule: messenger RNA, 1543 nt
Organism: Gaeumannomyces tritici R3-111a-1
Lineage: Eukaryota; Fungi; Ascomycota; Sordariomycetes; Magnaporthales; Magnaporthaceae
Product: xylosidase/arabinosidase
Exons: 1
Coding region: 330-1337 (335 amino acids)
Biological process (GO): carbohydrate metabolic process
Molecular function (GO): hydrolase activity, hydrolyzing O-glycosyl compounds
Source: RefSeq, a predicted model, not a curated record